Volvox carteri f. nagariensis is the source of this 1663-nucleotide messenger RNA. RefSeq lists its product as uncharacterized. Bases 26 to 832 code for a protein of 268 amino acids. The record is from RefSeq and is a predicted model, not a curated record. The transcript has 5 exons. NCBI's taxonomy places the organism in Eukaryota, Viridiplantae, Chlorophyta, Chlorophyceae, Chlamydomonadales, Volvocaceae.
GUUCAAGGAGAGUGUCAAGCCCAAGAUGGUACACAUGGUGCCACCAAACUUCAUCAAUGGGCUUGAGGCAGCCUNUGAGGCGGUUGCCAACCCAAACCCCCGGAAGAGGAAGAACAGCUGGGAUAGCCAAGAAGGAGAUGGGGACGACUUCAAUUCAGCAUCCAAGAUCUACUUGGAAGUGACCGAAAAGGAGAUUGAGGACUUCAUGGUUACGCUGGGUGGGCGAGACAGAACCGUGGCUGGCUUCCACUUGGACUCUGAAGCAACCGACCAGGACAUACACGCACGUGUCCGGAAGUCCCUGGUUGAGAGAUGGAACAACCGCAAGAAGUGGAUUGGAAAUCUACAGCAGCAGGCCAAUGUGGAGGAUGCUUUGAGAUUCAACUCCUUUGGAGCUGACGAAGAGGAGUUUGAGAAGUACCAAUCUUCACAGUCGCACCUGGAAUACUUGCAGAAGAGCUUAGGGCCUCUAAACAAUGAAGAUGACAAGUUCGUCUUCAUUGUCGAGGGCAAGGACAGUCCUGUGCUCUUAGCUGGCGGUGUGGUCUUUGGCAGUCUUGAAAACAUCAUGCACGCCACCGACAAGGUGUCCGUCUUCAUUAUGCACAGGGUGAACAACAGCAAGAAGACCUCCAUGGUAUUGCCCAGUGGUACCAUUAAGGUUGGCAAGGAGCUAAAGAAGCACACGGUCGUAGAGCUUCCAGUGCAGAGCCUACUUGGCAGAUUCAACAAGCAGCAGGUCAAGGAGUGGGCUUUCUCCCAUGGCUGCACAAAUGUUCUAUGGAAUGACUCCAUGGUCCAGUACAAGGGCAAGCUGGCGUUGGUUGCUUAGACAGGUUCCUUGAUGAGCAGGGAUACAGAGAAAGUGGGCAGCUGCAGUCUAGGGCCAUAUAUGUGGUUCAGUGGUGUGUAGUAGGUGUUCACUAGGAAAACAGGAAGCAGUGCAGUAGUAGUGUGGAACAGGUCACAGGUGAAGGUUGAUGAAGAACAUGUAUGUAUAAUUGCAUGCCAAGACAAGGUACUGAUGUUGCUGUGAUGAUUUUGGUAGCAGCCUCCAGACUUGUAAAGAAUAGAGACAAUAGAUGCCUGUACAGGUAUAGGCCAGCUGGCUGUGCACUAUACUGCACAAUUCCACAUGAUGAGCAAGUGAGGUGACCAGGGCGACCCAGACUGUUGUGUAUAAUACAUACUUAUGGUUUAGGGUUUUAGGGUUUUAGGGUUUUAGGCAGGGUUUAGGGUUUUAGGGUUUUAGGGUUUCUAAGGUUUUAGGGUUUUAGGGUUUUUAAAAUAGGCAGGCGGCUGGCAGAGGUUAAGGCCUGACUUCUGCUCCCAGUUGACCCAGUCGACCCGGGUUCAAAUCCGCCUGCCGGCUCCUCGGGUGUUUGAGGAGUGAUGAAAUGGGAGGUGGCCCCCCAUCUUAUGGACGGUGUAGGACGUGAUAAUAUCAACUUGCGAGCUGACCAGGAACUAAGUUGAUGCGCCGUUGAUCCGCUAGAUUUGGUUGGAUGCUGGUGGUGAGUUGCCGAACCCAACGAAUACAUUCUGAAGUCGGAUGGGGUGACGGAUUAGGGUGCCCCUCUAGCAGGGGAGAGCAGGGACUGCCCCGGGAAAGGGGGCCGCUGGCGAAGUUAACCACCCUGUAACAACAUACAUACUUAUGUAU